GGAGUGCCUUGUCUAUAUCAAGCAGUAUCUGCCUUUAAUUAAAUGCAAAAGUACUGGGUUUACGCUGUAAAAAAACAAAACAAAAAGUAACAUUACGCUGCAUCCAAGCUAGUUAGAUAUCUGAGGUUAGUGGGCAGGACGAAAGGUCGAUCGGCCAGCUAGGGUUGGUUUACUGGGUUUAUUUCUUGUUUCAUCUAUCAGCAUGGAACGUUUUGUUAUUUUGAAGCCAACGUAACUCGUUAUGUUGGUUAGAUAACUAGCAGACACCGUUUGCUGACAUUUCCACUGCUGCAACUUUCUAAAACGGUGUCGCGUCGGCAUGAAUUUGCCAUGUAAACAGUCCGUGAGACUGAAAGACAGACGCUGCUCCACCUCUGGCGCUCUAAACGCGUUAGUGCGUUAGUGCUGUAGCGGAGACGUUUGCUUGUAGUUGGGGACACAUUCAGUACAGGCGAUGCAUGUAGAGCCAUCUCUCGGCCUGGACCUGGAGGAAUCCCGCGGUGGUGGGCAGCUCACGGCGGGCUGUCUUAACCAGCUGAUAAUGGAAUAUUGCACGCCUGCUGAGGUCAAUAGCCAGGAGUCCUACCCGUCAGCCCAGUGGAAACCCACAGUGGAUUACAGCGCUCCAAGAUCAGAGUCCCCUGGUCAACAGGAAAUCCAUUCACAGGUAAGGGAGGACGGUGCACCUGUGGAGGUGACUGCAGCCGACGGUUUCCCGUCGUGCCCGUCAAAGCCUCUAGCGGAGAAUGAAGACGCUGCCUCCUCAGUGAUGCCCAGGAAGCAGGAUAUGAGAGGUGAUCAUGUUACAUAUUCAGGCUUGCACAUUUACUCUUCUGAAGACAGUGAUGAUGACAUAUGCGCGUGGAGGUUGAAGAAGACCAGAAGCAUAUUGGAAGAGUUGUUUUCUGAGGAUUCCAACGAGCUCUUGGAUUCUGCGUCAGACAGCGGAAAGGAGUUCCCUUCAAAUUCCAGAAAUGAAAGUGACGAGAGCAGUUCAGACGGCAGCGGGUCCUGUAGAUCCAGCUCCGGCGCCCCGGGUCCGGGAGCGGAGAGAACGGGCGGCCGUCACCGGUCCGAAGACACCGUGUCCGUCAACACGAGCCAAAGAAAGCGCAACGGCAAGAGGCUGUACAACAAAAAGCAUUAUUGCCUCUUCUGUUUCAAGCCCUUUAGCAAGAUGGCAAGGCACCUGGAAGACGUGCACUCCAAGGAACAGGAAGUGGCAAUGGCCUGCAGCUUCCCCAAGGGUUCGAAGCCGAGACGGAUACGUUUGGACGAGCUCCGUCACCGGGGCAACUACACGCACAACAUAGCUGUGCUGAGUUCGGGUAAAGGUGACCUUAUCCCUUACAAACGACCACGGGGGGCCGUUAAGCCGAGUGACUUUAUGCACUGCGCCCACUGCCAGGGUCUGUUCACCAAAAAGGUCCUGUGGAGGCACAUGAAGGUGUGCAAGCUACGCCCCAAAGAACACGUCCCCAAACCGGGCAAAAAUCGCGCGCUGUCGCUCUGCACCGCCACGCUGCCUGUGCCUCCCAACGUAAGCCCCGCCCUGUGGGCAACGCUAAGCGUCAUGGUGCCGGACGAAAUCACGGACGCGGUCAAAAACGACGGCUGCGUCGUUCAGCUGGGGGAGUACUGGAUGAGCAAGAGCGGCGAGUCCGCCGGCAGCCGGGGCUUCGUCCGGCAGAAGUUGCGCGAGCUGGGGAAGCUGCUGACCAGCGGCAGGAAGGUGACGUCGCUGCGGAAGCUGGAGGACUUCAUCGACCCGUAUAACUGCAUGCAGGCGGUGGAGGCCGUGAGGCACGCGUGCGAGUACGACGCUGAAACGAACUCGUACAGGAUCCCAUCGCUGGCCAAAAAGCUGGCCGUGUGCCUGGCGCAGCUCAGCAGGCUCGUGAGGACCAAGGUGGUGACCCCGAGCGACGGCCGCCUGGCGCAGAGACUGCGCGACUUCCAGAAAAUACACGAGGAGAGGUGGAACGACCUGCUGUGCGCGACCGUGGCGAGGAACGACGAGGGGGCGAAGUGGAGAACGCCCACGCUGCUAGACUUCACCGAGGACGUGCAGAAGCUCCACGCAUUCCUGGACAAAACGCAGGAUGAGCGCAUGGCACAGCUGUCUGCCGAGCCCUCCACGAAAUUCUGGUCUGAGCUGGCAAAGGUGUCCUUGACCCAGGUCAUACUGUUCAACCGCAGCAGAGAGGCAGAGGUGUCGGGUAUGUACCUGACCACCUUCCUGUCCAGGGACUCGGCUGAUCCCCCGACCGACAUAGACUGGGCCCUCACCGAGGUGGAGAAACAGCUCUGCCGCCACUUCUACAAAAUCGUGAUCCGGCGGGUGGGAGCUCGUCCCGUGCCCGUGCUGCUCACCCUCCGGAUGCUCCGGGCCUUGCAGCUGCUCGCCGAGCGGCGAGAGACCUGCGGUGUGCUGAAGGACAACGCCUACGUCUUCGCCCGUCCGUCCGCCACCACCCACUACCGAGGCUCGGACUGCGUUCGCUCUGCUGCGGCCGCCUGCGGCGCCAAGGACCCCUACGCCCUGACGUGCGGGAAGCUGCGGAAACGCAUCGCGACGCUGUCCACCGUGCUGAACCUGGGAGAUCCGGAGACGAACCAACUGGCGAACUUUCUCGGGCACGAGCUCAUCGUGCACGAGGAGUAUUACCCUCUGGCCGAAAGGACGCUGCAGCUCGCCAAGGUCUAUAAAGUCCUUACUGCGAUCGAGCAAGGAAGGAUGAUGGAGUUCCUGGGCAAGAACUUCUCUGACAUCAGCAUUCCGCCUAAUGAGGAGGUGGAGCUCAACAAUGACAAGGGGAAGUGCCGGGAAGGUUCAUCAGUCAGAGGUACAUUUACUACCUCUCAUCUGGUUAAAAAAACAAAAAAAAAAAGGAAAACCUGGAGUGUGGAUGAGGUGCAGGCUGUGGAGAGACACAUGAAGGACUUCAUCACUUCCUGUCGCGUGCCAGGCAAGUCUGCGUGUGAGCGCUGCGUCACAGCUGAGCCGCUGGUCCUUAAGAACAGAGACUGGCAGAGUGUCAAGUUCUACGUCUACAACCGCAUUAUGGCUCAGAAGAGGGAAGCAAACCAAAAAGUCCGAGGAGCUUUUGAAUAGUUUUUCUUUUUAAAAUAAACAAAAACAAACAAAAAUACACCAGGAGUACCACUGCAGUCUCAUGGAUGAAAAGCCGCAGACAACAUGUGGCAUCCCUCUGACUCUAACCCUGGUCUCGGCGGUGGAUCUGAACUCUGCACUGAGGAAGACCAGGUGGUGCAGGUCUCCCUCCCCAUCACAUGAUGGCGCCACCAGGACUGGCAGCAGGAAGACAGCACAAGGCGUACUGAUGCCGGCAUCUGCUCCGUGGCUGGUGGUACUACUCUACUACUCUACCUGUGUCUGUCGUUGCUGUUCUUUUUAAACGAGCAAACUAAGGUGUGCUUGGUUCAUACAGUGGACCAUUGUUUGAACAGAGCGGAAGUGAGUUUGCACAGGUAUUUGAUUAUACAACUAUGACAGAGGGAUAAGAAACCACAGUGUGGCUAAUGCCGUCCUGUUGAAACCAGAAUACAUGUGAUUUUGUUAUUCAGACGACUAAAUUAUUAAAUCCUUGUUAUGUUCAUACAGAUGUCAGAUUUGUGUAAUGUUCAGUCAAGUUGUUGCUCUACUGGCAAUUAACUGUUUCUUCAUUGUGUAAAAUAAGUUGCUACUUCCCCGGGAAAAAAAUAUUUGGUUCGGAAUUAUUUUACAAUAUUUGUAUAAUAUGUAAUAUGUUAAUUUAGUCAUAUUGUAACAGAGCUAUCGGGCCAUUUUAAGAGAGCAAGAAUUAUUUCCCCCAUAAACUUGACCAAUAGUUAAAGAAGCAUUGCUCUAAACAUGCACGAAGGAAGUCACUGUGGUUGACCCUUAAAUAUGCACUGAGUAACUAUUGUCUGGUCAGACUUCAUCUAGGCCUUGUACUUGAGUUAUCACUGUUGUAACUAAUUUUAACAAUGCGUUACAAUAACCAGUUUGACUGUGUUUGGAAAUGAGGUCCCCAGAGUGUAGUGUGAACCACCUGGUUUAUCUGGAUAAAGGCUCUUUGGUUUAGCGAUCACUCUGUUCAGUCCAAGAACAGUAUUAUGUGAAAUGAUUCAACUCGUUUUGGAUUCGUAAAGUACUUCAUAGUUUAGUGAUUACCCAAAACUUUAGUCUUUGUGGUAAUUACAGCACAUGGCCAAUAACUGUAAAUAAACAGGCUGUGUUAUAUCUGUGUGUGUGUGUGUGUGUGUGUGUGUGUGUGUGUGUGUGUGUGUGUGUGUGUGUGUGUGUAAGAGUGAGUGAAUGCAUUAAUACAGGCCAUGAGAUUUUUAGUAACUUUUAUUUUAUCUGUACCCAUUUUGGGCAUUUCUAUAAAUACAAAUGUAGGUUGGAUGGAUAUGAUGUUUGAACGGGGUAUGAUAGACCUAGGGUACCCUAACCAGCACUGUACGUCUAUGUGUACACUAAUGUUUUGUAAAAAUCGGCCACAUUUAAAAUUAAAAUCAUAAUCAGUUCUGACAAAUUUUAGUUACAAGUCUAAUAUGUUUAUAUCAUUAAAUGUAUUAUGAUAUAGCGUAUGCCUAAUAUUUAAAGUGCAUGUUCACAUGUAUUCUGUAUUCUUUCUUGAGCUUUUAAGACUGACUAAAAUGAAUGCCUUCUUCAGCCUAAAACAGAUCAAGUCCAUCAUGACCAGACAGGACAGAGGCAUGUUUAUGCUCUUGUGGGAGUCAGACGUUAUUAUCCUUACAACUCGCGCUGCUCUCUCAAACGUUAGCUACAGAUUUGGUCCUUUUUCUGGGCAUAGAUGUCCAUUAACGCCACCUGCCUCUUACAGUAGAAGUCAUAGUUUGAAAGCACUCAAUGCAAAAUGCCAUUGAUCAUCAGAGUAGACCCACCAAACAACAGAGAGAGAAAGAAAGAGUGGGAUAUUAUUUCUAUUAUUGUGUGUCAUUAACUUUUGAAUAAGCAUGGGACAGCACUUAGCACCUAGCUGUAGCAUUAUAGUUGUUUGUGUUGUGGUCAUAUUCUAGUUCUCUAGGCUUCUAGGCUGCACACCUGGAAUAACGCCAGCUGAACCUUUUAGGCUUUCCUUGAAAUUCAUAAGUAAAUGAAAAUGUAUCGAUGUCAGAAGCCUUACCCUCCUAGUAUUAUAUUACAAUCAUUACAUGUGUUACAAUCAUUUAGCAAAAAUGUAUUUUAGGCUUUCCUUGAAAUCCAUAAAUAAAUGAAAAUGUAUUGAUGGCAAAGGCAAGAAAAGCCCUUUUCCUACCCUUGGAUGGUAUGAGCAGGUCCCACUACUUUAGCAAAAACACUAUUAGUUUAAUUCAUGUUGAGACAUGCUGUCAAACUAAAGGAGGCAAUCACAGUUACAUGUAAGUGUCUUAUGUUGUGCCAGCAUUGUGAAACACCAUCAUGGAACAAACCUGCAGGCCUAUAUGCACUGAAAGCUGCUGCAGCAUGGACCUUCUGAGCUGUGACAGGAGCAAGGCACAGGCAAGGAACUUAAAGAGCACUUACUGCGCUGAAAGAUAGAGUUCGUCUUCGAGGACCAGGUUUGGCACAGUCACUAACAGGCAGCUAAGGCCCACUGAUGCAGAGCACUGCACGUAGACCCCUGUGGGGAGUAAAUGGACAGGUAAACCAGGCACAGGUGUAGGUGAUUAAUUAGUAAGUGGGCAGUUGGCACUGGGAAAGUGGAAGUGUGCUGCCAUUGCUGGAUGUGGUCUGUUAAAGGCUGGCUGAGAAGAGGCUGGUGUCACAUAGCCCUCCAGUGCCUGUACUCUGUCUACUCUGCAAAGAACUACAGGUUUCCACUCCAUUUCCCAGAAUUCCCAAGAGAAUCAAGAAAAAGUCACCCAACACAAUCAGCCAAUCGGGAAACAAGCAGUAGCUCGUCCUCUCCAGAAUAAUAAUUGAACUCACCCAUUUCCUAUUUUCUGUGCCAAUAAAGACUCUCCAGUUCUAAUACUUAUCUUGUGGAUUAUUAUUAUUGUGUUUUCAUGUGCAUACUGAGUUGGUUACCUGUCCAUGUGUGUUUUGUUUUCCUGGUCUUCUUGUUGUUUGGAUUUCCCUUUUGAUUUGUUUGAUCUUGGAUUUGGGCUGUUUUCUGACUAUGGCUCUGAUGCUCCUUUAAUGUUUCUCUGCCCUCUGGUUUUGACCCUGUUUUGUGUACUCUUGCGGAGCCAUGUUUUUUCACAUUCAAACAUUUGCUACAUUUUCCAUGAGCGUCCGCCUCUUUGUGAUCCGUCACAGCUGGGGUGUGACAUACAUAUACUUAGAUUUACCUUAACACUUUCUAACGAAACAAUUAUAAAAUGAGUUUUAAUUAGAAGAAAUCUACAAUUAUAUUAUAAAAAAACUCAGCAACUAUCUUACGUUUUGUCAACAGGCAGUUUUGGUGAACAGUAGUAAACAUCGCUGCCUCUUUAGUAACAACACUGUGUAAGAUGUUGUGUUCAAUAAAGUUUAUUUUCACUAAGUCAGCUCAAA
This is a messenger RNA of Electrophorus electricus (electric eel), 6508 nucleotides long. RefSeq lists its product as uncharacterized. The record is from RefSeq and is a predicted model, not a curated record. NCBI's taxonomy places the organism in Eukaryota, Metazoa, Chordata, Actinopteri, Gymnotiformes, Gymnotidae.